Molecule: messenger RNA, 363 nt
Organism: Dictyostelium purpureum
Lineage: Eukaryota; Evosea; Eumycetozoa; Dictyosteliales; Dictyosteliaceae
Exons: 2
Coding region: 1-363 (120 amino acids)
Source: RefSeq, a predicted model, not a curated record
AUGUUUCUUAGGAAGAAUCUUUUAACUACAAACAGAAUAUUUUCAUUCCAAAUUAGACAGUAUUCAAGAAAUAGACUUGAAGAAAUCGAAAGAUUAAGAGAAGGGUACGGUUCAUCACGUAAUAUUGAGGAAAACGAUUUAUCAAAAAAUAUUAUGGAAAGAAUUAAAAAUCAGAGAAGAUUAGCACCAUCGAUUCAUGACUCUGAAUUUUAUUCGGCAAGUAAGGAUAAUGAGGAAAAUGAAAAUGAAAACGAUGAUGAUUUAUAUGUACCAAUGGAUCAAACUAUGAAAAUAAAUGGUAGAGGUACCCCAAAAAGAAUUAAAAAAAGUGAUAUUGAAAUCGUUUCAAUGAAAGAUUAUUAG